Messenger RNA from Harmonia axyridis, 3923 nucleotides. RefSeq lists its product as uncharacterized. The record is from RefSeq and is a predicted model, not a curated record. Gene Ontology annotation, biological process: microtubule cytoskeleton organization. The transcript is spliced from 11 exons. Gene Ontology annotation, cellular component: axoneme; ciliary basal body. NCBI's taxonomy places the organism in Eukaryota, Metazoa, Arthropoda, Insecta, Coleoptera, Coccinellidae. Bases 201 to 3872 code for a protein of 1223 amino acids.
AUGAUUUUCGUGACAAUAUAAAAAUUGAAACUGUCGAAAAAUUUUAAGUGACGAAACUCACGUGUUUAUACGCAUAAAACAUAUCCAAAUCAUUUGUAUGGUUUCUGAUGAAUAGGGCCGAGUCUAAAUUGUUGAGAGGAUUCAACUCAUAAUGAUUGAUGAUCUGUUAGUUUGAUGAAAAAUGCGGAUUUUUCCUAUUUAUGGUGUUCGACAACUGCCAGAUAGAUGUAUAUUUUCAUAUGAGAAGUCACUAUAAUAGACUGAAAAACGUGCAAAGUGUUGUUGAUUGUACUCCCCCGGCAGCGUUGAAAAGGAUCAGCCACUCAGAAACUAGUUUCCAACAUGUCGAAAUGGCCCAUUUUCCGAUGCACAGUUAUGGAAUUAAGAAGCAUAAUUGCUGUUAUGGUCAGCUGACGGAUAUGGUGACACCUGGAGACCAUAAUCCACCACCAAAAAAUAAAAGACUUCCUCGUCCGAAGACAAGACGGCACCCCGAAGAUUCCCCACAUCGUUUGGCAGAUAAAUUUUCAAGAGCAUCUGGCAAUAUUUCCUCAUCGUCCAAUUAUCUAUCUACCGGAUAUUCUAAUGUGACAAAUAAAUCGAAAACUAGUGAUGGAGUCUCGAAAAAUAAUUGCCAUUUUUCCUACAAUUUAGUGAUCCCUGGUUCUAGUGCCAGAACUUCCUACCCAAGUACUGACAGAAAUAUGCCCAUGGACAAAGUGACUUCUCAAGGAAAAUCUCAGCAACCACACUCAGUUGCACAUUAUGAGACAAACGAAACGUCAAAUUGUACCACACCUAAGAAAGUUACACCUGCCAAAUAUGCGGACACGAGUUUAGAAGAACAUGAAUACCUCCAAUUUCUAUUGAGGAUCACGGAAGACAUCAUAAGAAAUGAUUUGUACAGCAAUAAGGAAAUGAAGAAAGUAUUUACUAGUCAUGUCAAAGCUAAUAGCCAUAGAUUAGAAUUGGAUAGAAUGCUUCUGCGUAUACAUGAACUUAUGAAAGAACUCAAUAUUCCUUUGACCACUGACGGAGAUGAAAACUCUAGUGCAUCUUGGACAGAUAUAGCGGCAACCAUGAGAGGUCUACUUUGUUUAGAAAAAAUGAAGUUACAAGAAGAGCAAACGGAUGACAAAACUAAGUCGGCAGAAAAAAAAAACUGCAUUUGCUUUGAUCUCAGACCAACAUAUCCCACCACGAAUACCAAGUGUAAUGAACCAGAGGAAGAAAUAGAAAAUUUCAAUUAUCAGAAUUGCACACCGACGACCAAAUUCGAGACAAGUUUGGAUCGUCUAACAGAACAUACAGAGCCAUUGAGUUCUCGACCAACUUGUAAAAUUUCAUCGAGUUUUUCGAAUUUUGGAGAUGUGGAUGUACUUCCUGGAUUUGAGUGUCUCGAAACUCCCAAAGUUUCCUCUGUGUUGACUUGUGUAAAGUAUGAGAAGAAGAAGGCGCUAAAUACACAUUUCAAGAGCUUUUGCCAUUGUCAAGUAGUAGUCAAGAAAAAACCGAUGGUUCGAAAGCGCAAAUUCACGAGAAGAAGGAGAAGGAUUCGCUUCAAAAAGAUUGGUAAAGAUGAAAAAGAUCAGAAAAAGUUGAUGAAGUCUGAGAAUCACGAAACCCAAGUGGAAAUAGAGAAUCGUGAAAGUGGAAAAUCAAUGUCCAAAUAUAAUAAUACACCCAUCAUAAUAACUAUUCAAGAAGAUAAAAAAGAAGACCGUAUUAUUCAAACCAACAGUAAUGAUUUAUAUCCCAAGAAGUCUAAUAAUGAGUAUAUUUUUAUUAAUGGGCCCGUUUACUUGCUCAGACGAUUUGUUGAGGAAAAUCCCCACAUAUUGAUUCGAGCUGAAACACCUCCUUGUCCCAUUCCAGAAAUUUGUUCGAAAUCUUAUAACAGCAAAAGCGGAAACGAAGACUCUUCGAGUCAGUCUGAGGUUGCAGAUAUCGACGAAGAAAAAGAACAAGUGACGAGUGAAGACGGGAAGGUAGAAAGCCAACACUCCGUAAAUGUUGAAGUUCUUCUUUCAAAACUAACCAAGCUGGAGAAAUGCAUGAAUUCGUCGGAAGAAGAAGACUUUCAUUAUUUCGAAUUGAACGACGGCUGUGGCCAAAAUGGCCUUCCAGAUGGUGAAAAGACCAACCGUUUAUGUGAUAAACUUUGUCCCUACAAGUCUAUUUGUAGUAAACUAAGGUUAGCUUCAUCUGCGCUAGAGGCGAGCUGUUGGAACGACGAGUACGAUCUGACUCCGCAUAAAGAUGAGGAAAUACAGAAUACCAGUGAUUUUGUCCCAGUUAUAUCUCCAUCAAUGAUUCGUGAUUUCCUCACAACGAGGGAAAUUCAAACAGAUGAUCUUCCGCACAUUCCAUUGAUAGUAGGUGCAGUGCUCAUAAGUCAGGAUGGACCUUCCGAUACAGACAACCCUGAUCCAAAAACACCGGUGACCAAUGACGAGUCUCAGAUCGCGAGGAUGCGAUCAGAGCCAAUAACGCAACCCACAACCGAUUAUUUCGAAUUCGAGAAAGGAAUGACCGAACCGACGAAUUACAACAUCCUACUGAUGGCCACCAGCCACUCGGGGAAUCCAGGCAGUUCUCAAUCGAGAAGCGGCGAGAAGAGACUCCGGCAGAGUCAGGAAGGCAAGGGACCCGAAGUAGAAAUACCUGGAGUGAGCUCCUACCAGACCAACGACACCUUGCCCACUUUAGGCUCGACUGCGACAGUCGAACGUACCAAACAAUACUUGGAGAUCGAGGAAGGAAUGUACAGGAAGAGCGUGGCUCCUAUGUUCGCGGUAAUGGCUGACGAAAACGAGAACAGACAUCUGCGUAGGGUGUCCAUACUCAAGAACCCCAUAGUUCAGGUACCGAUGGAAAAGAUCUUCAGCGACAAUGACGACUCCAAGAAGAAGCAGGAAUCGAUAAUUCGAACUGUCGAGGGUUUGAAAGAACGUCAAAUAUCCAGAGAUCCCUAUCUGGACAAGGUUCUGCAAGAGAUCGAGAGCAGCAGGGAAACUAGAGCUCCCGAUAGGAUACUGAGUACGGAGGUAUCCGAAAAAUCCGAACAUUUGGCCAUGCCUGGUCCUUCCGCCUUGAAGCAUACAGGACGAACUUCGUAUUAUCCACGUGAUGAGAACACAAACGGCAACAGUACCGAGGACCUUACUUCUAAGAUGAUUUCGAGCAAGCAGAAAGAUGGCGAGGCCGGAGGAGCUCUAAACAGUGGAAUAAACUCGGAAGUCCCAUCGGAACAUUUUUUGACUCCUCUUGAUGAGCAGUUGGAAUUCACACCUAAACCGAGCCAGUUAAUACAGAUGGAUGAGAUCAGUGCCGGGUCGGAGUUUUUUAGGAGCUCCAAAGAGAAGAAUGAAGCUGAAAUUUCAGCUACCCUGGAUAAGUUGGUUGAAACCCUGAAGAAUCAGCAGGAAAACGAUGAAGAAUUACAAGAGAAAAACGAUGAAUUUGAAGAGAAAAAGAAGCCUGACACCUCGAGUCGUAGGCAUCCAAUUAUAUGUUGCGGUUUGUGCAAAAAAAAGAAAGCAUCUUCUGCUCUACCCUACAAUGAACCCCUACAGAUGAAUACUUUUUCUGAGCAAGACUAUAAGGCAAAAAGUGAAGCUUUCGAAUUGGCUCUCGCCAGCUUAGGCCAAAAACAAAAAACUCCCGAGAACGAAGAGCCUACUGAAAGGGUUGUGUUGAGGGAGGACGACGGGGUCAAACCUAGUGAAUAUACUGGACCAAGUCCUAUUGUGCACAGUGGGAACAGAUUAUCCUUAGUACGAAUAACAGACGAGAGAGAAACUGAUUUGGAAACUCUGAACGCUGAUUUCGAAGAGAUUUCUACGAAAAUUUCUAAUGAUCGCAUAAAAUGAGUGUGAACAUGUAUCAUUUCAUCAAACAUUAAAUCAUUUGUCCAACUGAAA